Molecule: messenger RNA, 2682 nt
Organism: Hevea brasiliensis (rubber tree)
Lineage: Eukaryota; Viridiplantae; Streptophyta; Magnoliopsida; Malpighiales; Euphorbiaceae
Product: cryptochrome-1
Exons: 5
Coding region: 275-2317 (680 amino acids)
Biological process (GO): blue light signaling pathway; entrainment of circadian clock by photoperiod; circadian regulation of gene expression
Cellular component (GO): cytoplasm; nucleus
Molecular function (GO): FAD binding; DNA binding; blue light photoreceptor activity
Source: RefSeq, a predicted model, not a curated record
UCACCCCAUGCAUGGAGCAAAAUAAUUAUGAGUGAGAUAUAAUAGUAAUCAAGUAAAAGAUAAUUGCAAAAUCCAUACCUACCCUCCAAAAUCAAUUGUGUUUUAUUGCUUAUGGUCUAAAUUCUCUCUCUUAAAUUGAAUGGUGUGAGCAGAAGUAGAAAAGGUAAUAUUGCUAAUUAAAAUUCUCUGGGAGCCUCAGAAAAAAGAAAAGAAAAGAAGAGAAAGGUAGACAGAUAUGGUAUAGAGCUGAUAUAGAGAGAGAGAGUUUCGGGAGAUGUCAGGUGGGCGUAGCAUAGUCUGGUUCAGGAGAGAUCUGAGGGUAGAGGAUAACCCAGCACUUGCAGCUGGUGUAAGAACUGGUGCCGUUGUUGCAGUGUUUAUCUGGGCACCCGAAGAGGAAGGCCAUUAUUACCCCGGUAGGGUCUCAAGGUGGUGGCUCAAGCAGAGUUUGGCUCAUUUGGAUUCUUCUUUGAGGAGCCUUGGAACUACUCUUGUCACCAAGAGAUCAACUGAUAGUGUUUCUACUCUUCUUGAGGUUGUCAAGUCUACUGGGGCUACCAAUCUCUUCUUCAACCACUUGUAUGACCCUUUGUCACUGGUUAGGGAUCACCGGGCAAAGGAGAUUUUGACUGCUCAAGGAAUAGCUGUAAGAUCCUUCAAUGCAGAUUUGCUUUAUGAACCGUGGGACGUUAAUGAUGACCAAGGACGCCCUUUCACUACCUUUGCUGCCUUUUGGGAAAGAUUCCUUAGCAUGCCUUAUGAUCCAGAGGCUCCUCUUCUCCCACCAAAGAGGAUUAUUUCAGGUGAUAUAUCGAGAUGCCCUUCAGACUUAUUGAUAUUUGAAGAUGAAUCAGACAAGGGAAGCAAUGCACUGCUUGCUCGAGCAUGGUCACCUGGGUGGAGUAAUGCUGAUAAGGCUUUGACUGCAUUCAUCAAUGGCCCACUAAUUGAGUACUCAAAGAAUCGUAGGAAGGCUGACAGUGCUACAACCUCUUUUCUUUCUCCCCAUUUGCAUUUUGGGGAGGUUAGUGUAAGAAAAGUUCUUCACCUUGUUCGCAUCAAGCAGGUACUUUGGGCAAAUGAAGGGAACAAGGCCGGCGAAGAGAGUGUAAACUUGUUUCUUAAGUCAAUUGGUCUGAGAGAAUAUUCAAGAUACAUGAGUUUUAACCAUCCUUACUGUCACGAACAGCCUCUUCUUGGGCACCUCAAAUUUUUCCCUUGGGUUGUAGAUGAAGGAUUAUUUAAGGCUUGGAGACAAGGUAGAACUGGUUAUCCAUUAGUUGAUGCUGGAAUGAGAGAGUUGUGGGCUACUGGUUGGCUGCAUGAUCGAAUACGAGUAGUAGUUUCUAGUUUCUUUGUGAAAGUUCUACAGCUUCCAUGGAGAUGGGGAAUGAAGUAUUUCUGGGAUACCCUCUUGGAUGCUGAUUUAGAGAGUGAUGCUCUUGGUUGGCAGUACAUAUCCGGCACUCUCCCUGAUGGCCGUGAGUUUGAUCGCAUAGACAAUCCACAGUUUGAGGGUUACAAAUUUGAUCCGCAUGGAGAAUAUGUGAGACGGUGGCUUCCAGAACUUGCCAGGCUACCAACUGAAUGGAUACAUCAUCCAUGGAAUGCACCUGAAUCCGUACUCCAAGCAGCUGGAAUUGAGCUUGGAUCAAAUUAUCCUCUCCCAGUUGUAGGGAUAGAUGAAGCUAAAGGCAGGUUGCUAGAAGCACUUUCAGAAAUGUGGCAGCAAGAAGCAGCUUCAAGAGCUGCCAUUGAGAAUGGGACUGAGGAAGGGCUUGGAGAUUCAUCUGAAUCAGCUCCAAUUGCUUUCCCUCAAGACAUACAAAUGGAAGAAAAUCGUGAACCUGUAAGAAAUAACCUUCCUACUACAAUUAGGCGUUAUGAGGAUCAGAUGGUCCCUAGCAUGACUUCUUCUUUGCUAAGAGUUGAAGAACAAGAAACUUCUUCAUAUCUUCAAAAUGUAGCAGAAGACAGCAGAGCAGAGGUGCCAAGAAAUGGAAAUGUCAAUCAAGAACAAAGAAGAGACAUUUUAAACCAGGGGGCAGCUCAAACUACUCGUAGUAACAACAAUUUGCCAUAUUUUAGUGUUGUCAGUGGUCUGAGAAAUUUCGAAGAUUCAACAGCAGAAUCUUCAAGUAGUAGCAGUAGGAGAGAGAGAGAUGGAGGUGUGGUUCCAGUCUGGUCCCCUCCAACUGCUAGUUACUCGGAGCAGUUUGCUGGCGAUGAAAGUGGAAUUGGAACAAGUUCUUAUUUGCAGAGGCAUCCACAAUCUCACCAGAUAAUGAAUUGGAGGCAGCUCUCUCAGACUGGCUAAGAAGUAAAGAACAUAUAUUUAUGGCAAGACUUGGUGCUAGGAGGGCCGGAGAACGCAAUGGUGGUUAAUCCUGUGAAUCAGUGGUUUGAUAUAACAAUGUCCCUCUUGUGUCAUUACCCGCCUAUGUUAUUAUCACCUUUCUGGUCUGAUCAGUGCUUUGACCUUCAUUGUGUGUCAUAGUCCAAAAAGAUUCAGGCGGUCCUCCAUCUGCUAUCCUCUUUCCUGUAAGAUGUACCAUAAUACAUAAUUCUGCUGUAUGGUAUUUAUAAGCGAGGGGUGAGAGUGAUCAUAGGGAUUUGUAGUUCUCUAAUAAACCCAAGUUUGUGCUUUUCUAGUUAAUUGAUUGGGCAGAUGAUUUACUGUUA